AUGAAAUACUACACAUUGAAUAGAAGAUUUAGGCAGACAAAAGUAAUGCUGGCCAUUAUUCUUGCACUGUCAUUAUUUUUCUAUCUAAGAAGUAUUAAUCGGGAGGAUGCGAAUGAGCAGGUAGACAUUUUUAGUAGCGAUGUUGAAGAUGUUGUCCCUGAGCCUCCUAAGAAUAAACACCAUCAUUGGUUUAAUUCCAAAUGCCCUGAAUAUUUAGAAUACUCUGAGGAGAGGCAUGAGCCUUUCAGUGAAGGCCCAUUGAAGUUGCCAUACAUGAGGCCACCUGAAGAUUGUCGAACGUUUAAGUCUGUGGCUGUUGAAAAGACCCUUGAGGCCUUGGAACCCCGGUUCAAAGAUCCAGAUUUGUUUCGUUUACUGGAAAACUGCCUACCAAACACCUUGGAUACGACGAUAUUAUGGACUGAUUUUGAGGAUGAUAACGACCUGCGUUCGUUUAUUGUCACUGGUGAUAUCCAUGCCGAAUGGUUACGAGAUGCUGCUAGACAGCUGAGUGUUUACCAGCCUUUUGUUAAGCAUGACAGACAAUUGCAAUUACUUAUGAAAGGUGCAAUUAAUCAGCAGGCAUUGUUUAUUUCAACCCAGCCUUACUGUAAUGCUUUCCAACCGCCCAAGAAAUCAAAAGUUCAAAGAAAGCCAAGUGCCGUAGAUUUUGUCAGUCCUCGUCCAAACUAUUAUGUCGCAUUUGAAUGUAAAUGGGAACUGGACUCAUUGGCUUCGUUUUUGACGCUUAGUAACGAAUAUUACGAGAACACUGGUGAUUCCAGUUUUGUCAAUGAAGUAUGGCUUCGUGCAUUUGAAGUCAUACUAAUUGUGUUGCAGAAACAGUCUUCGCCAACAUUCAACCCUGACACCGGUACUCUUCUACCAUUCUACUACAAGUUCCAAAGAGACACUCGUAUAGGCUCAGAGACAUUACCUCUAGCAGGAACAGGUAACCCAAUAAACGGUGGCACGGGGCUUGUUCGUUCAGCAUUUAGACCAUCUGACGACAGCACUAUAUUCCAAUUUUUAAUUCCGGCCAAUGCACACAUGGCUGUUGAACUAUCCAAGAUCAGUUAUCUACUGAAGAGCAAACAAGGCUCCACGGCUCAGAUUACAGUGUUCGUAGAUGCGGCACAUCAGUUCUCCGAAUCGAUGAAGAUUGGAAUCAAAAAUAAUGCAAUAUUUGAUCACCCAAGACAUGGAAAAAUAUAUGCCUACGAAAUAGAUGGAUAUGGUUCGGCUCUUUUCAUGGAUGAUGCCAAUAUUCCUUCACUUCUCUCACUUCCUGAGCUAGGCUUUUUGGAAAUCGAUGAUCCAAUAUAUAACAACACAAGACAAAUGAUCCUCUCUAAAUCCAACCCAUACUUUCUUAAAAGCCAAUUUUUUGAAGGAGUUGGAGGACCGCAUAUCGGGUUGCAAAAUGCCUGGCCAAUGUCUCUAUUGAUGGCUAUAAGGACUACAGAUGACGACCAAAUAAUUACAAAGUACCUGGAGUUAGUCAAGUCAACAACUGCAGGGCUUGGGCUUAUGCAUGAAAGCAUAAACAUUUACACACCAAAGGGGGCUCUUUAUACUAGACCGUGGUUCUCUUGGUGCAAUUCAGAGUUCGGAAAGACUAUUUUAGAUCUAGCAAGCAGGAAACCACAUUUGAUUUUCAAAGAUGAUUAUGUUGAGAGUUUCAACAUCGAUAGUUUAUUUUUGCAAUAG
Molecule: messenger RNA, 1710 nt
Organism: Komagataella phaffii GS115
Lineage: Eukaryota; Fungi; Ascomycota; Pichiomycetes; Pichiales; Pichiaceae
Exons: 1
Coding region: 1-1710 (569 amino acids)
Biological process (GO): carbohydrate metabolic process
Source: RefSeq, a predicted model, not a curated record